Saccostrea cuccullata (small rock oyster) is the source of this 4110-nucleotide messenger RNA. RefSeq lists its product as uncharacterized. Lineage: Eukaryota; Metazoa; Mollusca; Bivalvia; Ostreida; Ostreidae. The coding region runs from base 332 to 3895 and encodes 1187 amino acids. The transcript has 9 exons. The record is from RefSeq and is a predicted model, not a curated record.
CAUAUAUGUGAGCCACUGGUAGUUUAAGAAACCGAAAGUUGCCACCGAAAGUCGAAGGAAGAACUGAUUGCUGGCUUUUGCAACUCAGAAAGGCAAAAUCCAAGUAAAAGAAAUGUCAGAGACAGAUUGAUUCAACUGUGAGCAAGGGGAUAUUGGUGUUGAAUAAGAUUUCUGUCCAUUAAUAUAGAGGCCUCCUCAUCACCUUGCCUACAGUCGGUAGAACCUAAGGAUUCUACAUGUGUGUACAGAAGAAAUCUCCCGGACUGAAAGAAAUCAACACAGGAUUCUGAAACCACAGGAAAAGACGAGUAGGAAAUAUACACUGUCAGCGAUGUAUAAAUACGUGUUACAGAAAUCUGUCACUGUGUCUGGAGUUAGUGGGUGUAAACACAUUACCCACGUGUCUACAGACCGGGUCUGGAUCAGUGAUAAUGAAGGCAAUCUUAUCUUAACUAACACGAGAGGUGACAUUCUAGAUAAAGUGACAGAUUUAGAUCAAUUUGGCGGUGGAGUACAUACUGUGUCUAGUAAUAGUGCUGUGAUUUAUAUAGACAGUGACCGUAACAUCAUUAAACUGUCUAAAGAUAAAGUCAAGAUUACACUGAUACCAUACACAUCACCAUGGUUACCAAGGUCUGUCUACAGCUCUCCCUCCACUGGACACCUGCUGGUCGGGAUACGUAAUAAUGAUACAGAUACAGGCCAGGUAAACCGUUACACCAACACAGGAGAACACAUACAGACCAUACAGCACGACAACACAGGUCAGGGACUGUAUAGUGAUCCUGACUACAUCACGGAGAACCGCAAUGGAGAUGUUAUUGUGUCUGACUUUGUCCGUGGUGUAGUGGUGACAGACAGUAGAGGGAGACAUCGCUUCUUCUACAGAGGUACUACAUCAGGAUCAGGACUACGACCACGUGGAAUCUGUACUGACGCGCUGUCACACAUCCUGCUGUGUGAAGCUUACACCCACACAAUACAUAUCAUUGACCAGGACGGUCUCUAUUUGACACAGAUAGAGAGAGAACAACACGGGAUAUACAAACCAUACGGCCUGAGUUAUGAUUGUGAUACACAGCUUCUGUGGGUUGGAUCAUACAACAACACAGUAAACAUUUACAGACUUAUCAAUGAAGGGGAUGAUCAGACUAGUGCAAGCAAUGAUGAUUUAAAUGAGGUUAAUAUGGAUGAGUUGAAGAAGUUUCUGAGGAAGGAGAAGACAACUGUCACCCAUGCCAGAGGAAUACUUGUUGGAUGUGCUGAGGCUGGAAAAACAACGCUACUGAAGAGGUUAAGAGGGCAAAGUCAGAAUGUUGGUGAAGUUACAGAGUCCACCAGGGGACUGGAAGUCCAUCAACAUCUCUUCAUUGUUAGAGACAGAAUUCUGGAAGUUGCUGAUGAUGACUCAACAUUAAGGACAUUCAUAAGAAUACACUCUGCAGAUCUGAAACCAGACACGAGCAGUGCAGUUGAUAGUUCUGAUUCAAAUGAUAAUAAAGACAAUUUGGAACAGAAAAAUAUAGAUAAAGGCACGGAAGUAAUUUAUAGCCGAGAAGAAAAGGAAGAAGAGAAUGUAGAAAUACAAAGUGUGCCAAAUGAAGACUCAGAAGAAGAAAGCACAGUAGAGAAAACGGCGGCUGUUCUCUCUUCAGCAAGGGUAAAAGAUGAAAUUUUUCAAAAUAUUUUGUCUGAAAAAGAAAAAUUACCAACUGUCAGCAUGCUGGAUUUUGCUGGUCAGUUAGCCUAUUAUGCCUGUCACCAAAUUUAUGUAACACCAAAGGCCUUCUUUAUCCUUGUGUUGGACAUGACAAAGAAGUUUGAGGAUGUUGUUGAUAGGGAGAAAGAUAAUCAAGAAGGAUCAAUCUUCUCAGUGUGGACUUACAAAGAUUACCUGAAGUUUUGGAUAACCUCAAUCAAGACAUUUGGAGGCAAAAAGGCACCUUUGCUUCUUGUUGUUACACAUACAGAAAGAAAAUCUAUAGAUGAAAUAGAGAAGUAUUUGGAGGAGUUUUGGAAAGCAGUACCAGACGAGGACAGAGAUUGGUUAAGUGAGUCUCUGAAUGAUCGGGAAUACUCUGUGGGUCUAUUGGAACUUAAUGAGAAAACAACGGAAACGCUGGAAUCAAUUAAAAAGUCUGUAGUCCAACUAUUUGCCAAUGAGGUCAAUACAAAAAUUGAAAUGCCCUCUUCGUGGGCUCUAAUGGAACAAUUAUUAUAUGAAGGAGGCUGGAAGGUUUUGUCCCUUGAUGAAAUAAGAAGGCUCAACUCAUCCCUUCCUGAAGAAUAUCAAAUUAAAAGUGAUGAGGAAAUGUCUCAGUUUUUGAAGUGCUUCCAUGAUAAUGGGCUUCUUUUGUAUUUUAAAGAAGGGAAAUUAAGGGAACAUGCAAUACUGGACAUUCAGUGGUUUGCUAAUGCUUUCAGCAAGAUAAUCGCUGAUGAAAACCACAUCAAUAAAGAUUGUAAAAGGAGAUUAAUCAAAGCAUGGAAAUCCUUCAACAAAACGGGGGAACUCAAAGACAAAGUGGUAGAUGCACUGUGGAAAGAUGAACCUUCAUACCUGAAACACAAAAGUGAAAUUAUGUCUUACAUGGAGAAGCUUCAAAUGCUGGUACCUUUGGACUCUUUGGAGGCUAUGUCAGAAGGUGGUAUGUCAUGGUAUGUCCCCUGUAUGAACAAAAAGCAAUUUCAAGCUUACUUUUGUGAAGAUAAAUGGGAAUGCUCCUCCAUUUUGUGCUUCCGAUUCACUUCCUUUGCCAUGUUUGUGUUCUACAGACUGGUAGCAUUUUGCAUAAGUUCUCUUGGAUGGAGUGUUGCGAAAGACGAUGAUAAUGAUGGAGAUUUAUGUCUUUAUCAAACAGCAGCAGUGUUUGAUCACAAAGAACACACUGUUGUUGUUGGCAUAUGUAACGAAGAUAUACAGUUGCAAGUGCUACGUCUAAGCCGCUUAGCGGUAGACAAAGACGUAUCAAAUGAAAUUGGAGACUCCAUUGAUAUUGCCUUAGGAAAAUUGACGGAAACAUUUCUUGGGGAAAAAAUAUUCCAUAGAGGAUUCAAAUGUCAAAACAUUAUUUGUAAUGAGACAGAUAUUUCCUUCACCCUUUCAAGUGAACUCGCCAAAAUCAAGGCUGAAGAAACACAAUGCAAAUGUCGAAUUCUGGAGAAACAUGUGAUAAAUGUACAAAGGACUCUUAGUUUCUGGGAAAAGAAAGAGGCAAACAAUUUCAGCACUGGACACAUUCUAGCAGGCCGAUCUAGAUUUGCAAAGCUGGGAAUGGCAACAAACGAUGUGUUAAAUCAGGCAUACCGAGAUGUGCUUGAGUGGGAAAUACACCCAUCCCUAGUUUAUAACAAAGUGAAGACGUCAUCAAUUUAUAAAACAUUACGCUCAGAUCAAGAAGAUCUCUUAAAAACAGCGGCAAGCUCUGGAUAUAAGAAUUUUGAUAUUUCAUUAAUCUAUAUAUUGAUCAGAAACAUUGGUUCUAAGAUCCCUAGGCCAACAAAAGGAAAAUGGGGAGGCAACAGUAUGCCUACAGCAGGGGAGAUUAGGGUGGGUGAUGAUGUAGAGCGAAUCAGGAUAAUCCGAAACUCUCUGACUGCACACGUGAGCUCAGCCUCAACCCCGCAGACAGAGUUUGAUGACACUUGGUUGAUGAUGUCAGGUAUCUGCCAAAGAUUGGAAAACUUCACAGGGAAGAAGUAUUUAGAUAAUCUUAAUUCGAUUAAAAAACUGACCUUAAAAGAAGAAGAUGAAGACGCUAUUAUAGAAAAGGUUAAAAUGGAAAGUCAGUAUGAAAUGGUGAAGACAGUUAUGUCAAAUGUGCAAGACGUCGUGUCAGAAGUCCAAGAAAUCAAAAAUAUAUUGAAGCCUGAGACGAGAGAUGCAGCAAAUUGAAAUUAUUACCUUUGAAGAAUUCUCUGUAGAAUACUUGAACUGAAACUGUAUUAAAUUCAAAGUCAAAACAAAGUGAUUUUACAUAUUGGAUAUACUAGUAAUACUUGUAAUUUAAAUAAUGUCGAUCUGAAUUUUUACAAGGACAUGGGGAUGUGGGAAUCUAAAAUUAGUGUUUUUGAGCCACUGUUAAAAUUUCAUUCAAGAUUUUUGUUGAG